GCGGCACGGGACCCGGAUGCGGCGCGACUGAGGGACGGCGGGGUCGCGACGUCCGGCUGAGGUGCGCCCGCGCGGGCCAGCGGUGCGCUCUUGCUGGCGGCCGCCUGCGGCGCCGGCGACUCUGGUGGCAGCGCCGCGCUUCCUGCCGGCUUGGAGGACACCCGUUCGCCCGCCGGCGGCGGCGCCUCCCAGGGCUGCGGCCCGCCUGGGGCUGUCUUAGCAUAUCAUCUAAUCUGAAAAAGUCUUCCAUGAAAACGCCAGUUUUAAAAAAUAAGUAAUGCCAUCUGUUUUCCUAAAAGACUGAAAUGGGGGCUAUCAUUUUGAGAGCCGCAUGGUUAUGAAUGUGCUUCAGUUUCAUAAUGCCUCCUGCUAUGGCAGACAUCCUUGACAUCUGGGCAGUGGAUUCACAGAUAGCAUCCGAUGGCUCCAUACUUGUGGAUUUCCUUUUGCCCACUGGGAUUUACAUCCAGUUGGAGGUACCUCGGGAAGCUACCAUCUCUUACAUUAAGCAGAUGUUAUGGAAGCAAGUUCACAAUUACCCAAUGUUUAACCUCCUUAUGGAAAUUGAUUCUUAUAUGUUUGCAUGUGUGAAUCAAACUGCUGUAUAUGAGGAGCUUGAAGAUGAAACACGAAGACUCUGUGAUGUCAGACCUUUUCUUCCAGUUCUCAAAUUAGUGACGAGAAGUUGUGACCCAGGAGAAAAAUUAGACUCAAAAAUUGGAGUCCUUAUAGGAAAAGGUCUGCAUGAAUUUGAUGCCUUGAAGGAUCCUGAAGUGAAUGAAUUUCGGAGAAAAAUGCGCAAAUUCAGUGAGGAAAAGAUUCAGUCACUUGUUGGAUUGUCUUGGAUGGAUUGGCUAAAGCAAACAUAUCCACCAGAACAUGAACCAUCCAUCUUUGAAAACUUAGAAGAUAAACUUUAUGGAGGAAAGCUGAUUGUCGCUGUUCAUUUUGAAAGCUGUCAGGAUGUGUUUAGCUUUCAAGUAUCUCCUAAUAUGAAUCCUAUCAGAGUAAACGAAUUGGCAAUCCAAAAACGUUUGACUAUUCAUGGAAAGGAAGAUGAAGCUAGCCCCCAUGAUUAUGUGUUGCAAAUCAGUGGAAGAGUUGAAUAUGUAUUUGGUGAUCAGCCCCUGAUUCAAUUCCAGUAUAUCCGGAAUUGUGUAAUGAACAGGACCCUUCCCCACUUUAUACUUGUGGAAUGCUGCAAAAUCAAGAAAAUGUAUGAACAGGAAAUGAUUGCCAUAGAGGCUGCCAUAAAUCGAAAGUCAUCUAACCUUCCUCUUCCUUUACCACCAAAGAAAACGCGAAUUAUUUCUCAUGUUUGGGAAAAUAACAACCCUUUCCAGAUUGUCUUGGUUAAGGGAAAUAAACUUAACACAGAAGAAACUGUAAAAGUUCACGUCAGGGCUGGUCUUUUUCAUGGUACCGAACUCCUGUGUAAAACUAUUGUAAGCUCAGAAAUAUCAGGGAAAAAUGAUCACAUUUGGAACGAACCAUUGGAAUUUGAUAUUAAUACUUGUGACUUGCCAAGAAUGGCUCGGUUAUGUUUCGCUGUUUAUGCAGUUUUGGAUAAAGUAAAAACGAAGAAAUCAACUAAAACUAUUAAUCCCUCUAAAUACCAAACCAUUCGGAAAGCUGGAAAAGUGCAUUAUCCUGUAGCUUGGGUAAAUACAAUGGUUUUUGACUUUAAAGGACAGUUGAAAUCUGGAGACAUAAUAUUACACAGCUGGUCUUCAUUUCCUGAUGAACUCGAAGAAAUGUUGAAUCCAAUGGGAACUGUUCAAACAAAUCCAUAUACUGAAAAUGCAACAGCUUUGCACAUUAAAUUCCCAGAGAAUAAAAAACAACCUUAUUAUUACCCUCCCUUCGAUAAGAUUAUUGAAAAAGCAGCUGAGAUCGCAAGCAGUGAUAGUGCUAACGUGUCAAGUCGAGGUGGAAAGAAAUUUCUUGCUGUACUGAAGGAAAUAUUGGACAGGGAUCCCUUGUCUCAACUUUGUGAGAAUGAAAUGGAUCUUAUUUGGACAUUGCGACAAGACUGCAGAGAGAAUUUCCCACAGUCACUGCCAAAAUUAUUGCUGUCAAUCAAGUGGAAUAAACUUGAGGAUGUUGCUCAGCUUCAGGCGCUGCUUCAGAUUUGGCCUAAACUGCCCCCUCGGGAGGCCUUAGAGCUUCUAGAUUUCAACUAUCCAGACCAGUACGUGCGGGAAUAUGCUGUGGGCUGCCUGCGACAAAUGAGUGAUGAAGAACUAUCUCAGUAUCUUUUACAACUGGUGCAAGUUUUAAAAUAUGAGCCUUUUCUUGAUUGUGCCCUUUCUAGAUUCCUAUUAGAAAGAGCACUUGCUAAUAGAAGGAUAGGGCAGUUUCUGUUUUGGCAUCUUAGGUCAGAAGUGCACAUUCCUGCUGUCUCGAUACAAUUUGGUGUCAUCCUUGAAGCGUAUUGCCGGGGAAGUGUGGGACACAUGAAAGUGCUUUCCAAGCAGGUUGAAGCACUCAAUAAGUUAAAAACUUUAAAUAGUUUAAUCAAACUGAAUGCUAUGAAGCUAAACAGAGCCAAAGGGAAGGAGGCCAUGCAUACCUGUUUAAAACAGAGUGCUUACCGGGAAGCCCUCUCUGACCUGCAGUCACCUCUGAACCCAUGCGUCAUCCUCUCUGAACUCUAUGUUGAAAAGUGCAAAUACAUGGAUUCCAAAAUGAAGCCUUUGUGGUUGGUAUAUAACAACAAGGUAUUUGGUGAGGAUUCAGUUGGAGUGAUUUUUAAAAAUGGUGAUGAUUUACGACAGGAUAUGUUAACACUCCAAAUGUUGCGCUUGAUGGAUCUACUCUGGAAAGAAGCUGGUCUGGAUCUUCGGAUGCUGCCUUAUGGCUGUUUAGCUACAGGAGAUCGCUCUGGCCUCAUUGAAGUUGUGAGCACCUCUGAAACAAUUGCUGACAUUCAGCUGAACAGUAGCAAUGUGGCUGCUGCAGCAGCCUUCAACAAAGAUGCUCUUCUGAACUGGCUUAAAGAAUACAAUUCUGGGGAUGACCUGGACCGAGCCAUUGAAGAGUUUACCCUGUCCUGUGCCGGCUACUGUGUAGCUUCUUAUGUCCUUGGGAUUGGUGACAGACAUAGUGACAACAUCAUGGUCAAAAAAACUGGCCAGCUCUUCCACAUUGACUUUGGACAUAUUCUUGGAAAUUUCAAAUCUAAAUUUGGCAUUAAAAGGGAGCGUGUGCCUUUUAUUCUUACUUAUGAUUUCAUUCAUGUCAUUCAGCAAGGAAAAACAGGAAACACAGAAAAGUUUGGCCGGUUCCGCCAGUGUUGUGAAGAUGCAUACCUGAUUUUACGACGGCAUGGGAAUCUCUUCAUCACUCUCUUUGCACUGAUGUUGACUGCGGGGCUUCCUGAGCUCACGUCAGUCAAGGACAUACAGUAUCUUAAGGACUCUCUUGCCUUAGGGAAGAGUGAAGAAGAAGCCCUUAAACAAUUUAAGCAGAAAUUUGAUGAAGCGCUCAGGGAAAGCUGGACUACUAAAGUGAACUGGAUGGCUCACACAGUUCGGAAAGACUAUAGAUCUUAAUGAUCAGCCUUUGCUCAUAAUGUGUUGGUUUCAUUUUGUUUUUAUUUUGUACUUGCACUAAAUCAAACAUGACCUUGCCAGAGAUGUUAUAAAGGGAAUGAAAUCCUGGAACUCAGAUUUAAAUUAAGAACAAGGCAUCCCACAGAAUCUAAUCUGAAAAAUCCCUGAUGACUACCCCCUGCUUUUUGAAUGCUUCCAAGACUUAUCACGAAAACUGUCGAUGUUAUGGAUAAUCAUUUCUUGCUGACUUUGCACGCCAUGGAAUGCAACUAGGGAUUGUUGGCUGAUUUGUUUGUUUUUUAAUGUUUCCCAGAAAGGUGUAAAUACUUUUUUUCAGUGUUGUGAGCAGGUGUUAUCACUUGGCCAAUAACUUAUCCAUACCUGAGGGCCGGUGACUGUUCUUGUUUUCCAAAUGAGGGUUAAAAGAAAAGUGUCUUUCUUCCCUUUUAAAUUGUGUAGAGUACAAAUUAUAAUAUAAUUUGAAUUUAUGAUUUUUUCAAAAGAAAUCUUAUAAACCUGUGGAAACUCAUUAAUUCUUUUGUUAAUAUUUAUCUCCAUAAUAGCAUCAUUCCAACCAGACUUGCUGAAAAUCUUGAGGCAAAUAUAAUAUAUAUAUAUAUAUAUAUGCUGCAUAUAUAUUUAUAAAAUUUCUAGUGGGAGUUCUAUAUAAAAAGAUAUUUCUUUGGGAUUCUUCAGCCUGUGUUUUAAAGUUUUACAAAAAGCGCAGCUUUUUUUAAGUUACUUUUCAGUUAGUUAACUGUGUGAUCCAGUUCUUCCAGCUGCUUCUAUAAUGAGGCACAUAUUAAUGCAGUUUUUAUAUGGUAUCUAUGAAAGAAUUCACUUCAUAGAGGAUAAUACUUGAGUAAAUGUAUCCAAGAAAGCAAGCAAAUAAAAAGGAACCUAUUUAUGGAAUAAACUCCAGACCGAAAAUUCAGUAUUUUAAUAAAAUGCCAAUUAUCUUUACUAUAUUUAUUAAAACUUGUAAUAAUGUGAUUUUUCAAGGAUAUUAGUUCAAAUUGAAAUGAUUUCCUGUCACUUGGAAAUCUUUUAUUUGUUGAGGUACCAUAUAUGUAGGGUGCUAGGCGGCGAGUAAUGUUAAUAUGUGCAAUAGGAACUACUGGUUCGAAUGUGUAGAUGCUCUUUCUGAGUCCUGGCAGCAUCCAGCAGAACUACUGCUUUUUCUCCAAAGAAAUUGGGAGCUCUCAAUCCUUGAUUAUAUGGGAAAGAGAACUGUGUAUUUGCCCUGAGACUGAGUUUUCUAUAGGAAUUUUAUUAAAGAUUGUUUAAUUCUGUUGUCCGUAAAAUGUUCUUGGUCAAAUAAAUGGGUGAGUUGGUUUUGGCUGUUCUUGGAAUG
Molecule: messenger RNA, 4908 nt
Organism: Nycticebus coucang (slow loris)
Lineage: Eukaryota; Metazoa; Chordata; Mammalia; Primates; Lorisidae
Gene: PIK3CB
Product: phosphatidylinositol-4,5-bisphosphate 3-kinase catalytic subunit beta
Exons: 24
Coding region: 342-3554 (1070 amino acids)
Biological process (GO): phosphatidylinositol 3-kinase/protein kinase B signal transduction; phosphatidylinositol-mediated signaling; cell migration
Cellular component (GO): phosphatidylinositol 3-kinase complex; cytoplasm; plasma membrane
Molecular function (GO): 1-phosphatidylinositol-4-phosphate 3-kinase activity; 1-phosphatidylinositol-3-kinase activity
Source: RefSeq, a predicted model, not a curated record